Messenger RNA from Didymella exigua CBS 183.55, 670 nucleotides. RefSeq lists its product as uncharacterized. The record is from RefSeq and is a predicted model, not a curated record. The transcript has a single exon. The annotation marks the transcript as partial. Lineage: Eukaryota; Fungi; Ascomycota; Dothideomycetes; Pleosporales; Didymellaceae.
GGAGAUCUGCAGGCAGCUGAGCCCUCAACCAUGGUACUGACCACAUGAUACAACAUAGCUGUUCUCAGCCCGGCUCCCCAAGUCGGCUUUCUGACUUUCGCUUCAAGCCAUCACGGGUCUCAUAUCGACCUCCCAUGACAUCAUGAAUGGGUGACCACUGACCAGCCAUGCCGCAUUACCCUCCCCUACGGCCUACCGCCCCAUAUGCACUACGCAUACACCUUCAUCAACGCCGAACUCGCCCUCAACUCAUGCUUUACACCGCCCAUUGACCAUAGGUGGCUAAGUUACAAUAGCAUACUCUGCGCCAACACCGGUGCGAGCCUUGCAGAACGUGAGCAAAGUCUGCAAACGAUCAUGGAGGCCCUAGAAUAGUGCUUCGAUAUGCAGAAGAACGUUAUCUUGGUCUCGUGGGCUCUAGUGCAGACAAUUUUCGUGAAGAGAGCAUGUGCGGAGGAGCCGAUUGAUUAUCUAGCGGCCACGAGGAGUGCCGAGCUUAACUGUACGUUACUGCGCUUUGAGUAUAUAGAUUGCCUAAAAGGCUACGGCGUUAGCUGGGGCGCUUGAUCCGAUGGAUGUCUGAAGAAACAGUUCGAGGAUCUGGUUGCUUGACUUGCUGUUUAAAUCUUGCGCAGCGACGUAAGGAAGAAGAGUGUUACGAAGGUGAUGC